GUAAAUACAAUAAAGCUUUUUUUGUUUUGUUUUUGGUUUCCCUAUGUUUUGCUUGGGGAGCAAGUAGGAAUCAAUUACUAAUGGAAAGGGACAACUGUAGGAUUUGAUUUUGGCUUGGAGAGCAAGCAAAGCGAGUAAAUAGGUCUCUUUAUAAAUAGAGCCAAGAUGAGAGACCUUUCCUUGUGCUUUCUAAGGUUCUCUCUUUGAUAUCAGAAACCCUAGCAAAGCCCUCACUACUUGCUUAGGCAAAACCUGCUUUUGAUUCCAUCAUGGCAACAUUCAUCAACUCAUUCAAACUCUUGGAUGAGAAUGAGCUCAUCGGCAUUGUCGAUGCAAAGGCGGAGGAUGCAUUUUUGGCAGUCGUGAAGAAAAACAAGGAAGAGGAGAAAAAGAAGAAGGGGGAGGAGGAGAAAAAAAUGAAGAAGCCACAAGGGCAGCGGAAGACAGAGUUUUGGUACUCUAAUCCCAGGCCUAUUCGAGCAAAGCGUCUUGUGCUUCCCCGCAGUUUUCUCAAAAGCCAGAUUGUUCUUUGCAAAAACAAAGAUCAAGAUCAAGGCCAAGGCGAAGGCAACGGAGUGCAGGUUAAGGAUUCAGCACAGUCUGAUCCAAUUAAUGGCCAGUCCCAGAAUGGUGCUGAUCCUAAAGCUGUAAGACCUGUGUCCGGUACUGCUAGUACUGGCUCUGAGGGGUCCAAUCAUUACAAUGGCCCUCCUCAGAGGGCUAAUGGAGGCCAAUAUUAUGGAAGGGCUAAUCGCGGUUAUAAUUAUCCGAGGCGAUAUUACCAAGAGGGUAAUGGUGGUUAUGAAGGGAGGGGUCAGAGCCAUGUAGAAGAUGGAGGCCAAAAUUAUGGAAGGGUUAAUGAGGGUUAUAAUGGCAAUUAUGAUCAGCAGAGGGCUCAAGGCGGUUUUCGGAAUGAGAGGGGUAGGUGGUGGAGAGGUAAUGGUUACCAAGGAAGAGGAAGAUACUUUGAAGCUGAAAAUAACCAUGGUAACAAUAAUGGGUUGGGGUUGGAGAAGGAGGAGGGGUCUCAAGUUGUUGUGGAGGAGGAGCAACAAGAACAGGGUGGUGUGGAAGAGGGGAAUACGCAGCAACAAAUACAGAGUAAUGACGUCCAUGAAAGCAGCAACAAGAGUUCUUCUGAAGGAAAGAAAAAGCCGAACAUUAAUGGAAGUCUACGGAGAAAGCUGAAGAAGCAAAAAAAGGAAGCAGAGGCUAACAAAAACCAAGGCGACAACAAUGCAGCAGCAGCUCCUGAAGGUACCAGUGCUGCUGUAAGUUCUGUUUCUGUUCAGAAAAAGUUUACUGAUACAUUCACUUUGAAAGAAUAUGAGAAGGAGGUUGCCAAAAAAAAGGAUGUGGAAGUUGUGAAAAAAAGCUCUGAUGGCGAUUGUGAUAGGACUGAGACUCUUGUUAAGGAAUUUGAGUCGAUGCGAGUUAUUGGGAAGAAGAAAUUGGAGGAGGAGAAGAAGGUCUCUGUCCCCAAGCCCCAAGAUAAGUCUGCAGAGGUGAACAGGAAGAAAGAUGGUGCUAACGUGAAGAUCAAGACACAGACUAUUAACAUCAAUGAAUUCCACAGACCACAGAACAAGAAGAAAGAUGGUGUUCCUGAAGGACAUGAUUCACAGAAGGAUGGUAGAAUUGAAGGACAUCAUCAUUCACAUAGGGAUGGUAGAUUUGAAAGAAAUCAUCAUUCACAUAGGGAUGGUAGAUUUGAAAGAAAUCAUCAUUCACAAAGGGAUGGUAGAUUUGAAGGACAUCAUUCCAAAGGAGAUGGCAGAUUUAAAGGACAUCAUUCACAGAUGGAUGGUAGAUUUGAAGGGCGGCAACCCCCUGUGAAAAACCCUGCUUCAUUUGAAAUAGAUGAAGGCCAAUUUCCAGACUUGGGAAAAUCCAGAAUAUUAAUUGUAAAAAAAUUUAAAUAGAAGAAAUGGCCAGAGGCACUUUUUGGAUUGUGACGAAACCGUUCACUUUUAUGAAAUUUUGGAAUAAUAUUGCUUUAUCAAUUUCCUUGGUA
This is a messenger RNA of Prunus avium (sweet cherry), 2014 nucleotides long. The record is from RefSeq and is a predicted model, not a curated record. Lineage: Eukaryota; Viridiplantae; Streptophyta; Magnoliopsida; Rosales; Rosaceae.